AUGUCUGAUCACCCCCUGGAAUCGUGGAGAUGGCUAUUCAUCAUUCUUGGUCUUCCAACCGUCCUUUGGGGUGUUCUGCUUUUCCUCAUUCUUCCUGAUACUCCUUCAAAAGCUUGGUUUUUAAGUCGUGAGGAGCGACUUUUCGCUCAACAGCGGCACCAAUCAGUGCAACGUUCCUGGAAGACAAAUGAGUGGAAAAUUUCACAAUUCUGUGAAGCAAUCAAAGACCUCAAAACCUGGUUUUUCUUCGUGAUCAUUACGACUGGGUCGUUGACAAAUGGCGUCAUAUCCAAUUUCUCGGCCCUCAUCAUCCAGAGUCUCGGCUUCGACACAUUCACUACAUUGCUUCUUAAUCUGCCUAUUGCCACCUUUCAGUUCAUUGUUGUGAUAGUGUCAUCUCUGGCUGCUCAGAGGUUUAGAAAAUCUCGCUUGAUUCUCGUCAUUAUCGGGAACAUCGUUGCCCUCGUCGGAACGCUCCUGAUUCGCCAGCAAGAUACAAAUAACAAGGGUGGUCGAUUUGCCGGCGUAAUGUUGCUGCUUGCGUCCAGUAAUAUUUUCCCUCUAAUGCUCAGUUUGAUAUCCAGCAAUGUCGGAGGAAUAACGAAGAAGGCAACAGUCAAUGCGAUCUUCUUUUUAGGAUACUGUGCGGGAAACAUUGCCGGUCCACAAAUGUUUAUUUCUAAAGAAGCGCCAACACACCAGACUGCAUUUACAGGCCUCCUUUCCCUAUUCUGCCUGGUCACGGCUUUCCUUGCUUUAUUCCGACUUUAUUUGGACCUCGAAAAUAAGCGCCGGGACAAGGAGCAAGGAAAACAUAUCGAUGCUGAGCAAAAGGACGGCUGUCCUGUGUCAGAACCCAAUAACGAGGGUCCUAAUUUGCAUGAUGAAACCGAUUUCGAAAACAGUGACUACAGGUAUUGCUUGUAA
Penicillium cinerascens is the source of this 927-nucleotide messenger RNA. RefSeq names its product major facilitator superfamily domain-containing protein. Lineage: Eukaryota; Fungi; Ascomycota; Eurotiomycetes; Eurotiales; Aspergillaceae. Gene Ontology annotation, molecular function: allantoate transmembrane transporter activity; dipeptide transmembrane transporter activity. The record is from RefSeq and is a predicted model, not a curated record. Bases 1 to 927 code for a protein of 308 amino acids. Gene Ontology annotation, biological process: allantoate transport; tripeptide transport; dipeptide transport. Gene Ontology annotation, cellular component: plasma membrane. The transcript is spliced from 4 exons.